CCCUCCCACCGCCUGGACGAACGUUGGGACCGGCGCCAUUUUGUGUAGUGGCGGCCGCAUCGUCGCGCUCUGUUCGAAACUAAAAAAUACUUUAAAAUAAACACGCGAGGCGAGAGGUGGCGUAGAAAGCGAUUGAAUUAGUACGGGAAGGGACGGACAAAGAGCGAAAAUGAAGAUCUUCGUGGGUAACAUCCCGACUGAGGGCACGGUGGAGGAGUUACGCACGCUCUUCGAGUACUACGGCACGGUGCGGGAGUGCGAUAUCAUCCGGCACUAUGGCUUCGUGCACAUGGACAGUCCCGAGGAGGCGGCGCAGGCCAUCGCCGCCCUCAACCAGUACGAGCUGCACGGCCAGAAGCUCAACGUGGCCGAGUCGCGGCCUCGGCCCUCGGCGAGCGCCGCCGUCACCAAGGUCUACGUGGGCAACCUGGCGCCCAGCUGCAGCAACCAGGAGCUGCGCGCCAAGUUCGAGGAGUACGGCCGGGUGGUCGAGUGCGACAUCGUCAAAGAUUAUGCCUUUGUCCACAUGGAGAAAGAGGAAGAUGCAAUCAAAGCAAUAGCCAGCCUGGAUGGCCAGGAGUUCCUAGGGAACAAGAUUAGGGUGCAGCUCUCCAGAUCAACCUAUGGGAAAUCUGGUGGGCAGCGUGAAGUGUGUCAGCGCUGCGGAAGACAGGGCCACCAAGCACGAGAUUGUCACUCUCUCCGCUACAAUCAGUACAGCCAGUACCAGCUGGCGUCCCAAUAUUAUCCCUCUUACUAUUCAUAUUACGACUACGAUUAUGGUCACGGCUCCUAUUACGAUUAUUAUGAAGAUUACCAGACGGCCACUGCUGCCGCUAGUUACGCGACUCUCGAUUACGGGAGAGAGAGAAGCCCUAAUCGUCUUGCCUCGUCCACAGCAGCUGCCAAUAGCUGCACCCUGUAUGAGCGCACCCGCCUCUCGCCGCUCACGGUGUCAAAAUAUCAAACCGAAAAAUACAUGGACGAUAGCAUCAGUAGGUAUGUAUCUGUAACACGCAAGCCAGUGGCAACUGCGGGGCACACCUGCCUUACUUCUCCAGUGGGGACAGGGGAGAACGUUACGGCCUCGCCAGCGAAUAACGUCGCUUGUGUCACCGCUGCUGCGUGGAAUUAUGUGGCACCUGUCGAAGACACUUCCCUUGGGACUGCCCAGGUCUCGGAGCAGUAGUGCCAUGUCAGGCAUCCUGUGGGCUCCGCAGUAUGAUCAGUACGGCUACGCUUAUUCCACCGAAACCCACUAUGCCCAAUGAACCGACGAUUUCCUCCUCCUCCUCUCCUCCGCCGCCGCCGCUGUCCGACCGGAAGUUUGCUCUCUCCAGACGAAUACACGACCCGCGCGAUCGUGGCACGAACAGCGCCGUGGCAUUUAAACAAAAAAAUUAUAUAUAUUAUAUCUUUCUCUCUCGCUCUCUUUCUCAAAACAUAUAAUCUCUGCAGCUCCACCGUGUGAUCCGUAGGUUUUGUGAACACACUUGACGCUUAUCUCUCUCCCGAUUGUGAUUGGAUGCUAUUCUCCAGGGGUUUUAUUUUUGUUUCGUUUCCGGACAUAUCCCCGCUCCCAACCCCCAAUUCCCUCCCUCACUCCUCCCCCCCCCCCCCCCCCCCCCAAACAAAUCUCUCCGUACAAGUCCUGCAAAUCUGCCCUCUGAAUGCAAGUUGGUAAAGGGCGCCUUCUGUAACUCUUAGGGACCCACUUCCCAGCGCUUUUUAAAGGGGGGAGCCUGUUCCAUUGACUCACCAUGCGGGUCCCUCCGUAGCGAUGGGCACACGUGCUCCUGCAGCCCCUUCACUGCCUGUUGGGAAGAGCAAUACACGACCAGUUUUGACACCACCCUUGUUUGCCCAGGUUCAGAAGCUCGGAGCUGACCCUGGGACCUCCGGUGCUAAUCACCAGCAGGGAUUCCAGCCUCUGCCUCUGCAACGUCCCCAUGGGUCAUUUCUUCAACACACAGCUGGCACAGUCGCUCGGUCCUCGAGUUCGACAGGUGCUGCGUGGCUUUGACAAUUGCAUGGUGAAGCAGAACAGACUUCCCCUUUUUAAAUAAUCAUUGCCUCUGAACCAUACCUCCACCACUAAUGAUUCAAAAAAAAAGAAAGAGUUGCUUUUCUGUUGCUCUCUCCCUCCCCUUCUGUCUCAGCCAGGUGCUGCACUCCCAACACGUUGCCACUGUUGGUCCAGUCCUGGGGUUGCACAGGAGCAGUUGAUCCGCCUUCUGUGCUUGUGCUCUCUUCGUUUCCUCGUCACUUUUCUUUCUGCAGCCUCUGGACUCUUGGGGUGAGAGUUGGGCAGGAGGGGUGGAGAGUUGGUGGUGGGGGUCGGGGUUGGGGGUGGGUGUAAAGGAUCCUGGGUGAAUGACCUGCAUGGUGUCAGUCAGGUUCAGUGAUGUCAUCGGAAGGUUUGCCUUCUCCAAGGAGUGCACCCCCAUUCUCACCCUUCCCCAUCCUGCUUCCCUUUAAUCCUGAAGGUGACAUGCUCUGGUCUGUGCAAAGCCACUGUCACAGUGGGGAAAGCAGCAGAAUUUUGACGAGGGUUGCCAUUUGUUCCGGCAGCUUGCUUGUUAGGUGCAACAGUUGACAAGAAGGGCAGGAAGAAUGACCUGAUUAGGCACAUUCCUGCAACUGAUGUACUGCAGGAGGACACAGUGCAUCUUUUCUGGGCUGUGUGUGUGUGUGUGUGUGUGUGUGUGUGUUUCCUUCUGUUAAUGUGCAGCCACCUACGUGUGAUCUGGGUCUGUGAGAGGGAGCCAUAAAAAGCAACUCUUGUUCCUCAUUGGCCCGAUGCAGACAUUUACCGUGUUUGUGUGCAGAGCAGAAAGUUCCACCAUGUGCGUGCACUAGUAAGCAGUGUGUGUGAGGGUUGUAUUCGGUCAUGUCAUCCUGAGGUUGACCAGCCUUCUGGCACUGACUGUACCUGUUCCCGUCCGUGCUGGAGGGCUGUUGUCAUCCCUCUGUUAGUGCCUUUGGCGGUGGGAAGGUUGUGAGAGAAACUGCAGAUUUUUUUUUGGGAUGGUGGGUGGGGAUAGAAAAGGAAUGGGAUUAGGGGAGGUGCGUUCAUAUGUCCUGUCUGGUAUUACAAAAUAUUAAAAAAAAUGAGGUUCUUUUAAUUUACCUGUAGCAUGAGAAAUGAUUUAGUAGUUUUGUGUAAUAAUUGCCUACCCUAAAACCAGUGUCUGAAAUUAGAGUUGGAAGAGAUGGGCAGGGCUAUUUGUAACUUAACCUGUAGCUAAGAUUCAAUAAAACUAAUCUGAAACAUU
Pristis pectinata (smalltooth sawfish) is the source of this 3275-nucleotide messenger RNA. RefSeq names its product RNA-binding protein 4-like. Gene Ontology annotation, molecular function: mRNA binding; zinc ion binding. The transcript has 3 exons. Gene Ontology annotation, cellular component: cytosol. The coding region runs from base 170 to 1189 and encodes 339 amino acids. The record is from RefSeq and is a predicted model, not a curated record. NCBI's taxonomy places the organism in Eukaryota, Metazoa, Chordata, Chondrichthyes, Rhinopristiformes, Pristidae.